AUCACACUGUUCUCGCCUUUUCAUCUUCGCUUAUUCCUCAAUUUUCUCUUUCAAUUAUUACAAAAAAAAAAAUCUAUAUCCAUAUCCCUAAUUCGCAUUCAUUUUUCUCAGAUAAAUUUCACAUGUUCUUACUAGAUUUUGUUCCCUUUCGUAUUUAUUCCUCAUCAAUAUGUAAUAAUUUCACAAAAAAUUCAUUUCUCUGUUAUGGGUGAACUGGGUGGUUUCGGUGAGUGGAGCAAAGAGCAAGAUAUGGCAUUUGAAAAUGCGUUGGCGAAUUAUCCUGAGGACGCUGUGGAUCGAUGGGCGAAAAUUGCGGCAGUUGUAGCUGGGAAAACUUCGGAAGAGGUUAAGCGUCACUAUGAGGUUUUGGUUGAGGAUGUCAGCCUCAUUGAAUCUGGUUAUGUGGCUUUACCGGGUUAUGAUUCUCCUCCGGAGGCGGAGAGAUCAACAAAGCGUGCUCGUGGAAAAGGAGUUGUCAAGAAGGGAGCUAGUGGGUCAAAACCUGAGCCAGAACGGCGAAAGGGUAUUCCUUGGACCGAAGAGGAACACAGGUUAUUUCUUAUAGGCUUGGAGAAGUAUGGAGAUGGUGACUGGCGGAGCAUAUCAAGGAGAUGUGUGGUGACAAGAACACCUACACAAGUUGCUAGCCAUGCUCAGAAAUACAAAAUUCGUCUGAAAUCAAUGAAUGAGAGGAAAGACAAAAGAAGGCGAUCCAGCAUACAUGAUAUCACCCUUGAGAAAAGUGUAGACAUUCCAGGACCUCAAGUACCAAUUACUGGUCAAUCAAGCGAUCCUGCAGCAAGUUCGGCCGGAGAAUCAGCCACACAAGUUCCUCCAGGCCCAGCUACUGAAAUGAUUGCUGCAGCUGCACCUGCACCUGCACCUGCUGGAAUGAAUGCUGCAGCCCCACCUGCUGAAAUGAAUGCUGCAGCCGCACCUGCCGGAAUCAGAACUUUAGAUAUUCCUCCGGCCCCACCUGCCGGAAUCAGAACUGUUGAUAAACUUCCUGCCCCACCUGCCAAAGUUUGUGCUGCUCCUGGGAUCUGGCAACCUGUAGGAGGACCGGUUGUAUCUGCAGAUGGCACUCCAGUGAAUCAAACUGCUUCUGGUCACACGGCAUAUGGUCAUAUGCCGGUUUCUGGGACAGCUAUUCAAGAGGCACCAAUGAACUUUAGUUCUCUGAAAUAUCUCAUGAAACAUACAUCUACUCGCUCGUGAAGAGCUGAUCAGAAGUACAUCAAAUACAUACAUAGAAACAGAAGUCAAAUUAUAGUUACUUUUAUUUCUAUAUUGUUCCUUAUGUACAAGCUAGUGUUUUCUAUUCAAUCAAUGAUUCAAAUAAGAGAUUGAAUAUUUAACAUCCUUGGCAUAGGAUAGCAUGCAAAUAAGUUUAUGUUGUAGAGAUAUAGAUUGUUAUAGACAGUCAUACAAAGUGAUUUGUUGUGAUUUAGAGGAAGUUUCUUUGACCUUAAAUUUUGAAGGUUUUAUUAUUAUUAUUAUUAGGAAAUAAAGUAUUUCAAUAGUGAACUUGAAAAGGAUUUGGGUUUUCUGGUCCCUACAAAUGUAGAAGGCUGAUCUCAAACAGUUGGAAUU
This is a messenger RNA of Vicia villosa (hairy vetch), 1593 nucleotides long. RefSeq names its product transcription factor SRM1-like. NCBI's taxonomy places the organism in Eukaryota, Viridiplantae, Streptophyta, Magnoliopsida, Fabales, Fabaceae. The transcript has 3 exons. The coding region runs from base 205 to 1218 and encodes 337 amino acids. The record is from RefSeq and is a predicted model, not a curated record. Gene Ontology annotation, molecular function: DNA binding.